AUUGCAAUGCAAUUUGAAAACAUCUCUCAUAUCCCUCAAAUACUUGGUUGCAUCGAUAGAACACAUAUACCUAUUACAGUACCAGAAGAAGGUUAUAGAGAUUUUGUAAAUAGAAAAGGAUGGACAUCUUACAAUGUUCAAGCAAUAGUUGAUCAUAAUGGAAGAUUUCGUAAUGUCUUUGCCAAGCACCCUGGUAGUGUUCAUGAUGCUGCAGUUUUCAAAGAUAGUACAUUAUACAAACACUCACAAGAAAUAAUACCACAGAUGGAAAAACAUGUAAACGGCCAAGGAAUACCUUUCAUGAUAGUUGGAGAUCCAGCCUAUCCACUUCUGCCAUGGUUAAUAAAGAGUUAUUCUGAUUCACUUUCACCUGAAGAAGAAUCAUUUAAUGUCUACCUCAAUUCCGCAAGGGUUUCAGUGGAAAUGGCAUUUGGAAGACUGAAAGCUAGAUGGAGAAUAUUACAGAAAAAAGUUGAUUGUAACUAUAAAUUUGUACCUCAAGUUAUAGUUGCAUGUUGUGUGCUGCACAAUUUUUGUGAAGACAAUAAAGACAGAUUUCUUCAAGAGUGGUUGCAACCGGUUAUUGAAUUAGAUGAAGUAUUUGUACAACCAAGACAACAAAUAAAUUGUGAACGAGACAAUAUACGUUCUACUAUUAUACGAGAAUGUCUAAAAGAUUACUUAGCCGCAAACUUUCCUCUUCGAAAAACACUAUUAAGAUAAACAAUUGUCUUUGAUGUAUUAUAAAACGGAAUUACUUUGUCUGUUGAAGUUCUACUCUUAGCUAAUGUGUGUUAAUAAA
This is a messenger RNA of Temnothorax curvispinosus, 802 nucleotides long. Its product is annotated as protein ALP1-like. The record is from RefSeq and is a predicted model, not a curated record. NCBI's taxonomy places the organism in Eukaryota, Metazoa, Arthropoda, Insecta, Hymenoptera, Formicidae. The coding region runs from base 7 to 723 and encodes 238 amino acids. The transcript is spliced from 3 exons.